UAUUAUUAUAGAAUAAAAAGGGUAAAGAGGAAGGGCUCCUGUGCUGAGUAAUAUAUCUUGAAUUGGUUUGGGACAACCAUGAUUCUUCUUCUUCUUCUUCUAGGGAUCAACUGAAGAGAAGAGAAGGAUUCGGGUAUUAUGUCGUCGGAUGAGAAGGAAAAAGAGAAACAGGGUAAUUCAAGACAAGGCGUACGCUACCAAAAGGAAGAAGAACAGGAGAUAGGGAUUUGGGGGAUUCUUGUUUUCGGUCUAAUCGGAGCUACUGCCACCACCCUUGCUGUUGGGCAUAUGCGCCAGAUGCUUCAUUGGUUUUCUUCUCAGGUUACAAAAUCACACACAUGGAAAGCCACUAACUUUCAACAAGAAUCCUGGAAAAGAUAUAACCGCCGCAUGCAGGAAGCUUAUGAAGAAGAAAUGGAGAGAGUGGUAUGUAUGUAUGAACGUAUAAGGCGCAUGCAAAGUGUGUUUAAUCGGGAAAAAAGUAAACAAAGAAGGAGUUACGAAAGUUGGAAGGAAAAUAAUAAUGCCGGUGGAUAUCAUCAACAUUUUCAAAGGGAGGAUUGGUACUGGAAAACCGAAACAUCACAAGGGCAGCAUAGAAAGGAACCUCCUCGGAAUCAUUCAUUGUCACAUCACUAUGCCAUCUUGGGUCUCAGUAGGUCAAGAACAAAGCCGUACACCGAUGAUGAGAUAAAGACUGCAUUCAGGAGCAAGGCAAAGCAAUUUCACCCUGAUCAGAAUCAAGACAAUAAAGAGGUUGCUGAAGCAAGGUUUAAGGAGGUUAUGACAUCUUAUGAGGCCAUAAAGACGGAAAGAAAGAACAUGAAAUAGAUAACACAGGAUAUGAGUUAUUGAUAUUUACAAAUAUCAUGUAGUUGCCAAAUGAUUGUAUACUAGUCAAAUGUUAGGCGUUUUCUUCUUGGGCUAAAUAAAAUUUGUAACAUUUAAAAAGUUAUUUACAGUGAUAAUGACGACAUUGUCACAUAGUUAAUUUUUGAAAAAGUUUUUACUUUGGGUUCUACAUGAACUCGUCAAA
Messenger RNA from Helianthus annuus (common sunflower), 1036 nucleotides. RefSeq lists its product as uncharacterized. The transcript is spliced from 7 exons. The coding region runs from base 139 to 831 and encodes 230 amino acids. Lineage: Eukaryota; Viridiplantae; Streptophyta; Magnoliopsida; Asterales; Asteraceae. The record is from RefSeq and is a predicted model, not a curated record.